AUGCACUCCCACUCGGGCCAGUUCUGCCCCGGCCACGCCGAGGACCAGCUCGAGGACAUCAUCCUCCACGCCAUCAAGGUCGGCUACAAGACCAUCGGCCUCACCGAGCACAUGCCGCGCACCCAUCUCCUCCCCACCCCCGAAAUCUCCCUCAUGGCCCUCGCCCCGCGACACGCAGCCUACCUCGCCGAAGCGCGCCGCCUGCAAGCAUAUUACGCCCCACAAAUCCACAUCCUCAUCGCCUUCGAAGGCGAAUGGAUCCGGCCCGCCUACGGGCCCCUCAUCCGCUCCCUCGACCGCCCACCCCGGCCGUCGACUACUUCAUCGGCUCGAUCCACCACGUCGCGCGGCGUGCCCAUCGACUAUGACGACUCUACCUUAUGCGAGGGCGGUGGCGGUUUGUGGUGUCGGGUGCCGGGGAGGGAGUUGAAGGGCGGGGAGUGGCCCGGGGUGUGGGAGAGGGUGGUGCGGAAUUUGGAGUUUGUGAAGGGGUAUGGUGGGUGGUUGGAGUGUAAUACGAGCGGGCUGCGCAAGAAGCUCCCCGAGCCGUAUCCGAAGAGGGAGAUUGCCGAGGAGUGGACGCGCAUGGGCGGGAGGUGGACGUUUGGCGAUGAUAGCCAUGGGAUUGCGCAGGUUGGGACGAACUACUGGAAGGGGUUGGGGUAUUUGGAGAGUUUGGGGGUCAGGGAACUGUGGACGUUGGAGAGGAGGCCGGUGGCGGGGGCGGAUGGAGGAGUGGAACUGGUUGAGAAGGCAGUGCCGAUUGAGGAGUUUCGGGCGAGUUUGAAGUUGGAAUAG
Messenger RNA from Chaetomium globosum CBS 148.51, 798 nucleotides. RefSeq lists its product as uncharacterized. Gene Ontology annotation, molecular function: histidinol-phosphatase activity. Bases 1 to 798 code for a protein of 265 amino acids. The transcript is spliced from 3 exons. Gene Ontology annotation, cellular component: cytoplasm. The record is from RefSeq and is a predicted model, not a curated record. Lineage: Eukaryota; Fungi; Ascomycota; Sordariomycetes; Sordariales; Chaetomiaceae. Gene Ontology annotation, biological process: L-histidine biosynthetic process.